Molecule: messenger RNA, 2975 nt
Organism: Apodemus sylvaticus (European woodmouse)
Lineage: Eukaryota; Metazoa; Chordata; Mammalia; Rodentia; Muridae
Gene: Msantd4
Product: Myb/SANT DNA binding domain containing 4 with coiled-coils
Exons: 3
Coding region: 377-1414 (345 amino acids)
Source: RefSeq, a predicted model, not a curated record
AACCCGGAACCGGUUUGGGACUCGAUUCCCAUUGUGAGGCCUGGCCUGAGGCGGGCUCUCAGGCAGAGUGGCAAUCCCCCCUGGACAAAUGGAUUAGCUGCAACCCAUGAGCAACAGCCAUCUCAGCCAAUCGAGGCAGGCAGAAGUUGGUGGGCGGGGGCUCCAUGAAGCAUCUCUUUCCAGCACCCUAAGGGCGAUCAGACAGAGGUGCCCCGGGGUCGCAGGUGUCUACCUGGCUUCCAGGACUAGAUGAUUGGAAACCCCAGUGAUUUGAACUAAGAGCCAACAAGGGGUUGUCCUUGGGUUUGUUUUUUGUGGCGUGCCCUUCACAUUCUUUGCACAGCUCUUUUUGCCAUUAAAAUCUGAAUUUUUAAAAAUGAAGCAAUUGAAAAGGAAAAGGAAAAGCAAUUUUAGUGUUCAGGAAACUCAGACCCUUUUGAAAGAAAUUACCAAGAGGAAGGAAGUCAUUUUUUCCAAGCAGCUCAACACAACGAUCAACGUAAUGAAGCGAAUGGCCUGGGAGGAGAUCGCACAGUGCGUGAAUGCUGUCGGAGAAGGCGAGCAGAGGACAGGCACAGAGGUGAAGAGGCGCUACCUGGACUGGCGGGCACUUAUGAAAAGGAAGAGGAUGAAGGCCAACAUGAAGCUGGUUGGUUCUGGGUUUCCUCUGCCUACAUCUGAUCUAGAUGAUUCUCUCACUGAAGACAUCGAUGAAAAAAUUGCCUUCCGAAAUGAUGCCAAUUUUGACUGGCAGAAUGUGGCAGAUUUCCGGGAUGCAGGUGGAUCCUUAACAGAGGUCAAAGUGGAAGAGGAAGAAAGGGAUCCGCAAAGCCCGGAAUUUGAGAUUGAGGAGGAGGAAGAGAUGCUGUCAUCUGUCAUACCAGAUUCCAGGAGGGAAAACGAGCUCCCUGACUUCCCUCACAUUGAUGAGUUUUUCACCCUCAAUUCCACACCGUCCAGACCCACCUACGAUGAGCCCCAUCUGCUAAUGAACAUAGAGAAACAGAAGCUGGAGCUGGAAAAACGCCGUCUGGAUAUUGAGGCAGAAAGGCUGCAGGUAGAAAAGGAGCGGCUGCAGAUAGAGAAAGAGCGCCUGCGCCACCUGGACCUGGAGCACGAGCGCCUGCAGCUGGAGAAGGAGCGGCUGCAGAUCGAGAGGGAGAAGUGGAGGCUGCAGCUGGUCAGCACGGAGAAACCGGCCCUUGAGAACGACCUUGGCCAGGGCGAGAAGUCCGUGCUGCAGCCACAGGACAUCGAAGCCGAGAAGUUGAAACUCGAGCGUGAGCGCCUACAGCUGGAGAAAGAUCGGCUGCAGUUUUUGAAGUUUGAAUCAGAGAAGCUACAGAUAGAAAAGGAGCGCUUGCAGGUGGAGAAGGAGAGACUGAGGAUUCAGAAAGAAGGGCAUUUGCCUUGACUGCUCUUGGUCCUGGGCUUAGCAAAGGGCAAAGGUUUAUGAACUGUAGAUUUCUCCAACAGUUCAUGUAAAGGUGGUUCUGGAUUAGCUACCCCAUCACCACACCUGUUUAAUGUCAGUGUAUUUAGUAGGAAAACGAUAGAAUACACCGGUAGCUGUGUGCUUCAGUAGUGUAUUAUAUAAACGCUCUGCCCAGCAUAAACAGAAUAGCAGAGGAUCUGCUAGACACUUCCACAUUAGUAAUACUAUAGAGUCCUGUCUUAUUUGUGCACCCCAAAUUUACAAUGUUGUCUAUAGUAAAGUUUUUAUCCAGUGAUUCUGCAGUGGAGUUUGGGCUCCCAGAAGACAUUUGGGAUUGUGGGAUGGUUUUUGGUGGUCAAAAUAAAUGGGUAUAGACUGCUGCCAGCCUCAGUAGAGGCUAUAGGUUCUGCUAUACACCAUGUUUAGCAUAGUUGUCUUCACAGGAAAGAAUUACCCAGUCCAAAAUGUCACUAGUGCCAAGUUUGAAAAAACGGUACACUGGCCUGUGUAUCUUUAUAGCUAUGUUCUACAGUUUUAGAAUAUUAAAACUUAAGAUAUUUAUGUGGUUAGAUACUUAAGUGGCCAAAACCAUUUUAACUGUGAGACAUUACUGUGUAGUAUAUUGAAUAUAGGGAGUGGUGGAGAUUGUAGGUCCUUUAUUCAAGUGGUAUUGUCUAUCAAUAGUCUGAGACCUAGAAAACUGGGACCAUCUGGAGAUUGUUUAAAAUGUGUCACUUUGAAAGGCAAUCGCCUUAAAGAGUCAACGUGUGACUGGGAAGCUUUAGUUCCUCCUUUGAAUCUGUUGUCGUAGUUUGAAUACAGAACUUACCAUUUCAGUAAUGUACUGAAAUACAUAUAUAAGAGAAUGUCAGAAGCUAGUAAAAAUGGUACCAGUGCCAAAAUGGUGAUAGUAGUCCAUGAUGAGAGACCCAAUGAAUUGUCAAUUGAUUUUUAUCUGAAGAGUAGUCAUUUGAGACUGAGAGAUGGGGGAAAUGUCCUCUGCAUCAGUAACAGUGAUGUUGAAAUGAAAGUAGUAACUGUUAUGGUUAGGGGAAAUCUUGCUUAACUUUAGAUCUACAGAAUCUAAAGUUCAGAGAAACCCUGCAGAAAGUAAAUGGCUGAUAUUUUAUAUAGUGGUGUGUUUUUGUCUUUACCCCUUCAGGAUGGCUAAACUUCAGAAUUCAGCAAGCAAAGGGUGGACUUCACCUGAUGAUUUGCUCACAGUGUUCUGAUUGUAGUUUAUCACAGUAAAGUACUUUCUGAUGCACAACGGAGGUGCAAGCGGUUGCACGAAUUCACUUUGUGUUUUCUGUUUUCUGGGGCUGAUAGCUUUAAUACAACACUUCUGUUGGCACACUACCUUGAUUCUGUAUUUGUUAAUUUAAGAAUGGCAAGAAACCAUGAUUGAAUAUAGGUAUGCAAAGGGAAAUAUACCCAUGAUUACUUAUUCUGAUUUUGAUAUAGUGUUAUUUUUUUAUAAUUCUAUUAAAUACUUCUACCUUAGAAAUAAAUUUUCCUGUCUGAAAGUUUAUCAUUCAAA